CUAAACAGAGAGCGUACGCAACUGUUUGUCUCUCUACGUACCGUGCACGUGUUUGUGUCUGCAAAUGUGUGUGCGCUAGCAUGUGUGUGCGUGUUCGUGCUCUGGAGAUGUUUGCUUACUCUGCACGAGCUCUGGUCCCAGCGUCCUUUACUCGCCUCACAGAGCCUAAGAGCUCUCGCCGGCUCCACUACUGAGGGGUCUGUCUCUGAAACCCCAACCAACCCUGAAAAGACACAGACAGAAAAGUGAGAGAGCCACGCGCAGAAAUAAGAACCCGGUCUAAAGUUUAAAACCGAGCCAGAUGCAAAGGUAAGGUGUGUGUGUGACGGUGCAUGUGCGUCUGCCUGAUGGCAGACGUGGGUCUCAAGUUACUCCGGAGGCAUAAGAUUACUGAAAGAGAGAGAGCUUUAACACAGCACAAGGGUGUGCAGAAAUCUGAUUGUAACGCAGACUGAGAAGGGGAGAACAAGUCAGAGAGCGACACAGGAACAGACGAGAAGUGAGAUAGAGGAGCUCAACCUGGAAGCGAACGGUGGUAGAAAGAUCAUCCUGUCCCGGAGUUUCUCCACGAUCAGGUGACAGAGUCUUGGGAUUCAGGGCCUCUGCUACAAAAGAAGCCAGGGUAAGCCAGCAUCUUCCCUCAACUCUUCGCACUUUGGUGGGCUGGCUGGCUGGCUCGUGCUCUUGGCUGCCCGUCAAUCAUCAUCCUGGGUUAGGAGCCCGAGGGAGGCCCCAGGGAGGGGAGGGAGGCCAUGGAGGUUCCACUAGUCAACUUUGAGAACUUGGAUGACAUCGGAAUCAACUUGGGAGACCCGAGCGACUCGGGAUAUCCGACCUCACCCACCUCAGAUUCCCCAGAACCCAACCAGGGCGUACAUUCCCCAACACACUCGCCCCAAAGAGGACGACAUCCGAGGCGCACGGCGACGUCUCCCCCAACGCUCAGCAAGAAAGGAACGUCAAGUUGCAACAGUCUGAUUUCCAACUGGAAGGUCCUGAUGAGCAGCGAGGGAAAUGAGGCUCUCUUAGGAAAAGUAGCCAAGGAUUGUUGCGACGACUAUUUCGGGGAAAAGGAGAAAUUUGAGGAGGGCGAACAAAAAGUGGUCAUCAACGUUUCGGGGAUGAUGUACGAGACCACGCUCAAAACUCUGAAUCAGUUCCCGGACACGCUGCUCGGGGACCCAAUGUUGCGGAUUAAUUAUUUUGACCCCAUGAGAAAUGAAUAUUUUUUUGAUCGUAAUCGCCCCAGCUUUGACGGAAUCUUGUAUUUCUAUCAGUCCGGGGGUAAGAUCCGAAGGCCGGCGAAUGUGCCAUUGGAUGUUUUUGCAGAUGAGAUGGUGUUCUAUCGACUGGGGCAUGAGGUCAUGGAACAGUUCAGGGAGGAUGAAGGUUUCACUAAAGACCCUGAACCUCAACUACCGACCAGUGAGCUUCACCGUCAAUUCUGGCUUCUCUUUGAGUACCCGGAGAGCUCCAGUGCGGCCAGGUCAGUGGCCCUAGUAUCUGUUUUUGUCAUCACUAUAUCGAUUUGCAUCUUCUGCCUGGAGACACUCCCGGAGUUCCGCGACGAGCGGGAAUUCAUGCAGGCGAUCGUCAACUUAACCCGUGACGCCAACGGUACGCUCCUGUCCCCUACAGGUUCUCCUUACACCCACAUCUCUGUCUUUACCGACCCCUUCUUUGUGGUUGAGACUAUCUGUAUAAUCUGGUUCUGCUUUGAGCUCGGAGUGCGUUUCGUGGUGUGCCCCAGCAAGAGUGAGUUUUUCGGCAACAUCAUGAACGUAAUUGACAUUGUUUCCAUUAUGCCCUACUUCAUUACCGUCAUAACGGAACUGAUGGCCACCCAUCAGGAAGAUCCCGCUGCCAACCAGAACAUGUCUCUGGCCACCCUGCGCGUCAUUCGAUUAGUGAGGGUUUUCAGGAUCUUUAAGCUGUCCCGACAUUCCAAGGGCCUCCAGAUUCUCGGCCAAACCCUGAAGGCCAGCAUGAGGGAGCUGGGCUUGCUUAUUUUUUUCCUCUUCAUUGGCGUCAUCCUCUUCUCCAGUGCCAUUUACUUUGCUGAAGUUGACGAACCUGAUACGCAGUUCGUGAGCAUACCGGAGGGAUUCUGGUGGGCUGUGGUGACCAUGACAACGGUCGGCUACGGCGACAUGUGCCCUAUCACGUUGGGAGGGAAAAUGGUUGGGAUCCUCUGUGCCAUCGCCGGCGUGCUCACUAUCGCACUUCCAGUUCCCGUCAUCGUCUCCAACUUCAAUUACUUCUACCAUCGGGAAACGGCGCAGGCGGAGAAACUGAUGAUGGACGUCGCCGCUGAAGCUGCGGCAAACCAGAAAAGCGGAUCCGAGGAGAAAUCUGAAAGCAGUUACUCACUGGACAAGAGCAACGGGAACUGGCAAACAGGGAAAAAUGGCAUUUCUUAAGGAUUGAUAUAUUAAGCAUGACCAGCAAUAAGAAGACUGUACAACGAUGCACUUACAGACUCUGUUUCCUUAAUUAUUGUUUGACAAUUUAGCUUAAUUUUAAAUAUACACCCAAUGCUAUGCAUAUACCAACAAUCUAUGCAGAAACUGCUUUUAACGGGGAAACCUGAAAUUGAAAGCUUUUUUAGCCAAAGGCUGCUAAAAACAUCUGACUAUACAGCUCAAAAGCACUACUUAAAUUGAUUAAAAGGAACGAAACAACUGUUUGCAAGCAUCCCUUUAAGGCUUAACAGUAAUACAAACUGAAAUAUACUGAACUAAUCCUAAAACGGAAUUGUCAUCUUUCGUGAGGCAAACGGCUGCGUUUGACUAAGGUCAAAACAAGCAUUUAAUUAAUUGCGAUUAAGUGCCUGUGUUGCCAAGUCCCUCACACUAAUGCCGGGGAAUCAUGAUUCUGCACUCCAAGCAUCCGCCCGGCACCACCGCCCGGCACCACCUUUUGCUGACGUUGUCGUUCCUGUCGAGUUUUUGCACUCACAUCACCUUUUGUCUCUACUGCUUGCGAGAGAAAAAGCUUAUGCCAAACUGUUAUCCAUCUUUCAAUGUCACCAAGUGACGCGUCUAACAGCCCUGGUCGUUGUCACACUUUAUCAGACCUGUUUGGAAUUUAACUACAGUAUCUUACGCAUGAGUUAUAUUUGGAUAACCCACAGUGCUUUGCGGUGUCUGCUCGAUGUCCCACAUCUCUUCACUGCUGUUGCUAUUCUUAUCAACACAACAUAAAGAAUAAGAAAGUAUGCACUGUAGGUCUUCCGAGUAAUAUUUUCAAACUGUUUUGCAACUUCAGUUUUCUCAUGCAACGUUGUAUAUUGUCUCUCAUUGCACCGAUCAUACAGACUCAAACUUCCACUGACGAAGGAGAUUAUGAGAGACUGAAGAUAUAGAUUGCAUCCAGCAGGAUACAGCACUUAUGUCAUUAACUAAAAGGUUUUAUUGGCCUAGAUGCAGCCCUAUUCAUUAUGCACACGGAUGGGCGUGGCUGGAAAACGCACAAAACGUUUUGAAGUUAUGCAUGAAUUCACUUGAGUUAAGACCACUGAGCACAAAAAAAAAACUUACAUUUGGGUUGUUGUUGUUUCUGUUGGUGGAGGCAACAAGUGUUAUUAAGAAGAUAUUUUUCACGUAUAUUAUCACUUUCAUUAAGCUGACUUGACAAGCCAUUAAUCAGAGAGCAUGGUUGCACAGCGCAUGUAAUGAAACCAUUUAACGGUCAGCCAUUGCAACAAAUGGAGCGUAUCAUCAACUCCAGCCUAAACAUUAUUUUCAAAAUAAUGAAUUUAAUCCUAGACUAGGAUAAAUUAAGCAAAAUAAAGGCAUAUCUGAAAUAUUCUUAAAUGAUUUGAAAGCAAUUGCAGAUAAGGUUUUAUUUUUGCAGGCAUGCAAAGAUCGAGAUAUUUAUUUUUUUAAUAUGAGACAUGAUCUACAGCUUUGACAACACUUUUUCUCUAUGGAAGGAGUUAACUCCUAAAACCCUUUUUUAUUUUCUUAAUGAUUCCAUUGCAGGAAUUUGGGUUUCAGAGAUUUUCUCCUUCUUUAUUUGCAAAACAUAUUGCACGUCUGCUUUUUUUUGUAAAAAGCAUAGGUGUAAAAAUAUAACGAACAAAUAUUUUUUUCCAAAGCAAAUUUGGAUCAUAGCGUUUGAGCACUAAAGCAAAGCAAUACAGCACUUUUCAGGGAAGCUGGAAUAUGUUUUCCAUUAAGCUUGAAAAUCAAUUAUGCCAGCAGCAUUUUUCAGACACCUUAGGUAUAAUUGCAGAAUAGAUCUUGAAAUGCUUUUAUCAUGCUACUGUAACUUUUAAAAGAUGAAAAAUGCAUGAAAACUGAUAUUUAUGAGUUUGACAAAAUGAUAAUGCUUUGACUUGGAAGUAGAAAUAUUUAAAGCUGUCCUCCAUUGCGUCAAUGGAAAAUCUUACGUAUAUUCCCUUAUGCAUGUGUAUUUUAUAUCAUAUUAUAGUGAAAUAUUGAUAAAAAAUAGGUGAAUGUCAUUUGCAAAGAUUCUUACGAGUUCUGUUUUGAUUUUAUACAACUGUCCACACCGACAAAGGUGACGAUGCCAGUGUUAUGAGGUCAUGAUGGCAUUUAGCAUCUCAUGAAUGUUUGCUAUGGCUGUAUGAUAGAUUUUGAUUGUUUAAGCACUAUAUUUUAUUCAUGAUAUUCUGAGUGCCUUUUAUUAAAUACAUAUACCAUUUUAUGCCUCCAUAUUAAUGUGUUUUGACAAGGCUCACAGAUAACAUAUUUGGUAACUAUGUGGCACAUACAAAACUAAAUAAAGACGUCCUAUACGUAAGAAUUUAUUAGGCCAAUAAUUCAUCAUACAGGUCAGAGAC
Molecule: messenger RNA, 4807 nt
Organism: Triplophysa rosa
Lineage: Eukaryota; Metazoa; Chordata; Actinopteri; Cypriniformes; Nemacheilidae
Product: potassium voltage-gated channel subfamily A member 10
Exons: 2
Coding region: 753-2420 (555 amino acids)
Biological process (GO): potassium ion transmembrane transport; protein homooligomerization
Cellular component (GO): voltage-gated potassium channel complex; membrane
Molecular function (GO): delayed rectifier potassium channel activity; protein binding
Source: RefSeq, a predicted model, not a curated record